AUGACCGACGAGGAUCAAGGGAUUAAAUUUGGCGUUGAAAGUGGGAUUGCUGGGGAGACUAAGAAUAUUAUAGAGGACACUUGGAAUAUAAUAGACGAAAAUUCAGAUAUUCAAGGGAAUCGAGAAAACACUUCAAAUUCACCAAAAGAACCAGAAGGAUUUGCUUUGAUUGAAGAUUGGGAUGGUUCUUUGAUAUUUGGUCAUAUCGACGAAGACAGACAUUUGAAUGAUCUAAUGGUUGAUAUUGGCGGUGUAAAUGAGGUGGUUGAUGAGGAUGAUCGCGAUGACGACGAGGAUGACGACGACGACGACGACGGCGACACCGCCCAUACGCCCACUGGAUACACCACGGAUGAAGACAUACCCAGUCUCCCUCAAGGUGUAGCUGCGAUACAAGCAACUCAAUUCACUCCAACACCCACACCUACACCUUCUAGCCCGAUUAAAGAAGGACGUAAACCACAAAUGGGUCAUUUCCAUAAUCCCUUAAUCGGCGAUAUCCAUAGAGUGGCUAGAGAGGGCGUUCCCCUCGCUCGAUUUACCAACACACACAACCAAACAAACGGUAAUUCAAUCAUUAUCGACCAUAAGCACAAGCCAGUGCCUUCUCCUUACUCAGAUUUCUAUUUGGUGGGCAAUCAACGACGGUGUACGCGUGAGGACAGUGAAAGUGAAUCGCCAGUGAGGAGUACAAUCCCCCAGCAACCACUAUCCCUAGAUGAUGUCAUUGACACUUCAACGCUCAGUGAUACGCCUUUAGAAAUAGCAGAUUCAUCUGCGCAUACUCAACACACUCGCUGGGAUAGAAUUCCUAUUGGUGCUUUCUCCAUGUCCCAAAGUGAUUUCAACGAUAAAGGUGUAAAUCCAACUCACCCGCACCUUAUAGCGUCUGCGAGGAGCAGCAAAUCAAACAGCCCGCACAACCCCCCAAAACAUCGCAAAUCUCGCCCUAAACAGCCCUCACCACUUGUGUUCCCUAGUGAUGGCAGCGGUCAGGGCCACUACGCAACGCCACAAUCAACGCGCAGGAAGGGCAAGAGUAGAGAGGCCACGAUUAACCAAUUAGACAUAUAG
Molecule: messenger RNA, 1074 nt
Organism: Wallemia ichthyophaga EXF-994
Lineage: Eukaryota; Fungi; Basidiomycota; Wallemiomycetes; Wallemiales; Wallemiaceae
Exons: 1
Coding region: 1-1074 (357 amino acids)
Source: RefSeq, a predicted model, not a curated record